AUGCCUAUCCAUACCAACUUUACUAAUUUAACUUCACCCCCCUCGAUGUGUCAAAAUUGCGUUCAACAAGCUGUUCAAGUAGCCUUAGCAGUACGACAUGGUCAAUUAAAUCAACGUAUCACCUGCAACUGUCAUUCUAGAAACACGACGGACGGCCCCAACAUCAUCAAAGAAGCCAUCAAUGCCAUGGCAGAUCAGUUACAACGUAUCACCUGUAAUGUCAUGAAGGUAGCUCAUGAAACCGCUGUCGAGGGUAAAUUAGGCGUGCAAGCCGACAUGGAUGAUGACAUGAAGGGCGUCUGGCGUGAUUUUAUCAUGAAUCUAAAUAGUAUGACCAAGAAUCAUUUGCAACAGGUUCUCGAUAUUGCUGACGUCUCUACCGCUAUUGCAAAAGGUGAUUUGAGUAAAACAAUGACUGUGCCUGUGUAUGGAGAAACCUUGAUGUUGAAAAAUACGUUUAAUACGAUGGUCAAUCAUUUGAACCUGUUUGCUUCAGAGGUCACUCGUGUGGCACAUGAAGUCGGCACAGAAGGAAAAUUAGGUGCUCAAGCAAGAGUGGCUGGCAUCAGUGGUAUUUGGAAAGAAUUGACAGACAACGUGAAUACAAUGGCUACCAACUUGACGAAUCAGGUCCGCGAUAUUGCUCAUGUUUCUACAGCCGUUGCAUGUGGUGAUCUCACCAAAAAAGUCACUGUAGAAGUCAAGGGCGAAAUGUUGGAUUUGAAGAAUACGAUUAAUACCAUGGUGGAUCAGUUAUGCACCUUUGCCGGUGAAGUCACCCGUGUCUCCCUGGAAGUCGGUACGGAAGGAAAAUUAGGAGGUCAGGCCGUCGUCAGGGAAAUAGGCGGUACUUGGAAAGAUCUCACGGAUAAUGUCAAUAUGAUGGCCAACAAAAUCACAGAUCAAGUACGUGAUAUUGCCACUGUCGCUAAAGCGGUUGCUGAAGGUGAUCUCACCAAAAAAGUAAAAGCCAAUGCCCAAGGUGAAGUGUUGGAACUAAAAAACACAAUGAAUAGAAUGGUGGAUCAAUUAACUCAGUUCUCAGCCGAAGUCAGAAGAGUGUCCUUGGAAGUAGGCGUCGAAGGAAAAUUAGGUGGACAAGCCAUCGUACCCAACAUCGGCGGUACAUGGAAAGAUCUCACGGACAAUGUCAAUCAUAUGGCGGCCAACCUCACUACACAAGUGCGUUCCAUUGCUGAAGUCACCACCGCUGUAGCCAAAGGCGACCUUUCCAAAAAAAUCGCCGUAGAAACACGCGGUGAAAUCCUCGAUUUGAAAAACACAGUCAACAACAUGGUAGAUCAGUUACGUGUCUUCUCUACUGAAGUCACACGUGUCGCAAAAGAAGUCGGCACAGAAGGCAAAUUGGGUGGCCAGGCCCGCGUUCCCAGCGUGGAUGGUACCUGGCGCGUGUUGACCGAUAACGUAAAUACCAUGGCUUCCAACCUCACCACGCAAGUGAGAUCCAUUGCUGUGGUCACGAAAGCUGUCGCCAAUGGCGAUCUCUCCAAGAAAAUUGAGGUCGAGUCAGGUGGCGAAAUCGCAGAAUUGAAGAAUAUUGUCAAUGACAUGGUGGAUCAACUGCGUGUUUUUGCUUCCGAAGUGACGCGUGUCGCCCGUGAAGUCGGCACCGACGGUAAACUGGGCGGUCAGGCCGUCGUCUUGAGCGUCGACGGUACCUGGAAAGAUCUGACCGAUAAUGUCAAUCAAAUGGCUGCCAAUCUCACAUCGCAGGUGCGUUCCAUUGCGGAAGUCACCAAGGCCGUCGCCCACGGUGACCUCUCGAAAAAGAUCACAGUCGAGUCAGGAGGCGAAAUCUUGGAACUCAAAAAUACCGUCAAUGACAUGGUGGACCAGCUGAACGUCUUUGCCUCCGAAGUCUCCCGUGUCGCGAGAGAAGUAGGUACCGAAGGCAAGCUCGGUGGCCAGGCUGUCGUCCCUAACGUCGACGGGACCUGGAUGGACUUGACAGACAACGUCAAUCAAAUGGCCGCCAAUCUGACCAUUCAAGUGCGUUCCAUCGCUGAAGUCACCAAAGCGGUCGCCCAGGGUGAUCUCUCCAAGAAGAUCGCUGUGGAAUCCGGCGGCGAGAUUUCAGAAUUGAAAAACACAGUCAAUGACAUGGUGGAUCGCUUACGUGUCUUUGCUUCGGAAGUGACGCGUGUCUCCAAGGAAGUAGGUACCGAAGGGAAACUCGGUGGCCAAGCCGUCGUCAAGGACGUCGCCGGCACCUGGAUGGAUCUGACGGACAAUGUCAAUAUGAUGGCCGCGAAUCUUACCAAUCAAGUACGCUCCAUUGCUGAAGUCACCAAAGCGGUCGCCCUGGGUGAUUUAUCCAAAAAAAUUGAAGUAGAGUCGGGCGGUGAGAUUCUUGAAGUCAAGAACAUCGUCAACGACAUGGUCGACCAGCUGAACGUCUUUGCCUCCGAAGUGUCCCGUGUCGCCAAAGAGGUCGGUACCGAUGGUAAGUUAGGCGGUCAAGCCAUUGUCCCCAACGUAGGAGGCACCUGGAAAGAUUUGACCGACAAUGUGAAUCAUAUGGCCGCGAACCUGACCUCCCAAGUGCGUUCGAUCGCUGAAGUCACCAAAGCCGUAGCCAUGGGCGACAUGAGCAAGAAAAUUGAAGUAGAGUCCGGCGGCGAAAUCCUCGAGCUCAAGAACACGGUCAAUGACAUGGUGGAUCAACUCAGAGUUUUCGCUUCCGAGGUGACGCGUGUCGCGAAAGAAGUGGGUACGGAGGGUAAAUUAGGUGGACAGGCCGUCGUGCAAGGCGUAGCUGGCACGUGGAAGGACCUGACGGAUAAUGUCAACAUGAUGGCCGCCAAUCUAACGACCCAAGUACGAUCCAUUGCUGAAGUGACAGAAGCCGUGGCUCUCGGAGACCUGUCAAAAAAGAUUGAUAUCGAGACGCGAGGUGAGAUUCUGGAUCUCAAAAACAUUGUCAAUGACAUGGUGGAUCAGCUGCGUAUCUUUGCUUCCGAGGUGACCCGUGUCUCUUUGGAAGUUGGCACCGAGGGUAAACUGGGGGGCCAAGCGGUGGUACAAGACGUGGCUGGUACUUGGUUUGAACUCACGCGAAGCGUCAAUAUCAUGGCAGCCAAUUUGACAAAUCAAGUGAGGUCCAUUGCAGAGGUCACGAAAGCGGUGGCUCUGGGUGACCUGUCCAAGAAGAUUGAAGUCGAAUCCGGUGGUGAAAUUCUUGAACUGAAAAAUAUUGUAAACAACAUGGUCGAUCAACUCCGUGUCUUUGCUUCUGAAGUCACCCGUGUAGCCAAAGAAGUAGGUACCGAAGGCAAAUUGGGCGGUCAAGCUGUUGUGCCCAACGUCGAUGGCACUUGGAAAGACCUCACCGAUAAUGUCAACCAAAUGGCUGCCAAUCUCACGUCGCAAGUACGUUCCAUUGCAGAAGUCACCAAAGCGGUGGCCCACGGUGACCUGUCCAAAAAGAUUACAGUCGAGUCUGGCGGUGAAAUUUUAGAAUUAAAGAAUACAGUGAAUGAUAUGGUGGAUCAGUUGAACGUUUUUGCGUCCGAAGUGUCUCGUGUCGCCAGAGAAGUCGGUACAGAAGGCAAAUUAGGCGGUCAAGCCGUCGUGCCCAAUGUGGGUGGUACUUGGAUGGACCUGACAGAUAACGUGAACCAAAUGGCUGCUAAUUUGACCAACCAAGUCAGGUCCAUUGCUGAGGUCACAAAGGCAGUUGCCAAUGGCGAUUUAUCCAAGACCAUCAAUGUCGAAUCAGGAGGCGAAAUAGCCGAAUUGAAGAAUACCGUCAAUGACAUGGUGGGCCAACUCAAAGUGUUUGCCUCAGAAGUUUCUCGGGUGGCCAAGGAAGUUGGUACGGAUGGCAAACUAGGCGGUCAAGCGGUGGUACCGAAUGUCGGCGGUACGUGGAUGGAUUUGACGGAUAAUGUGAACCAAAUGGCGGCUAAUUUGACGUCGCAGGUACGUUCCAUUGCAGAAGUCACCAAAGCGGUGGCCAACGGUGAUUUAUCAAAAACCAUCAACGUCGAGUCUGGCGGCGAGAUUGCAGAACUGAAGAAUACCGUCAAUGACAUGGUGGGCCAACUCAAAGUGUUUGCUUCUGAAGUGUCACGUGUAGCCAGAGAAGUAGGCACGGAAGGUAAAUUGGGCGGACAGGCCGUUGUCCCCAAUGUCGGAGGAACCUGGAUGGAUCUUACCAAUAACGUCAAUCAAAUGGCUGCUAAUUUGACAAGUCAAGUACGUUCUAUUGCUGAGGUAACAAAAGCAGUAGCCCUGGGUGAUCUGUCAAAGAAGAUCAUUGUUGAAUCCGGUGGCGAAAUACUAGAGUUGAAGAAUAUCGUGAAUAGUAUGGUCGACCAGCUGAAUGUUUUUGCAUCGGAGGUAUCAAGAGUGGCCCGCGAGGUAGGUACAGAUGGUAAACUAGGCGGUCAAGCUGUUGUGCCAAAUGUAGAUGGUACCUGGAAAGACCUGACAGAUAAUGUCAACCAAAUGGCUGCCAAUCUAACGUCGCAGGUGAGAUCGAUUGCUGAGGUGACAAAAGCGGUUGCUCAUGGUGACUUGUCAAAGAAGAUUGAAGUUGAAUCAGGAGGAGAAAUUCUCGAGUUGAAAAACACGGUAAACGAUAUGGUGGAUCAGCUUAACGUUUUUGCAUCAGAGGUUUCGCGUGUUGCAAGGGAAGUGGGUACAGAAGGCAAACUAGGUGGUCAAGCUGUAGUACCCAACGUGGAUGGAACAUGGAUGGAUCUGACGGAUAACGUGAAUCAAAUGGCUGCUAAUCUAACCAACCAAGUCCGUUCGAUUGCUGAAGUGACAAAAGCUGUUGCGUUGGGUGACCUUUCCAAGAAAAUUGAGGUAGAGUCUGGUGGUGAAAUUUCAGAACUCAAGAAUACCGUGAAUGACAUGGUGGAUCAACUCCGUGUAUUUGCCUCCGAAGUAACUCGUGUCGCUAAGGAAGUAGGUACUGAAGGAAAGCUAGGUGGUCAAGCUGUUGUAAAAGACGUAGCAGGCACAUGGAAUGAAUUAACAGAAAAUGUGAAUAUCAUGGCUGCUAACUUGACAACGCAAGUUCGCUCGAUUGCUGAAGUGACAAAGGCCGUCGCGAGUGGUGACAUGAGCAAGAAGAUUCAUGUCGAGACUCGUGGUGAAAUUCUAGAGCUCAAGAUCACAGUGAAUAGUAUGGUGGAUCAGCUAAGAGUUUUCGCUUCCGAAGUGACUCGAGUGGCUCGUGAAGUGGGUACCGAAGGUAAAUUGGGAGGUCAAGCUACAAUCAUCGGUGUUGAUGGUACUUGGAAGGAUUUAACUGACAAUGUCAACUUGAUGGCCAGCAAUUUAACGGAUCAAUUGCGAUCCAUUGCUGCUGUAUGUAAAGCAGUUGCUCAAGGCGAUCUCUCAAAAAAGAUUGAGGUCGAAGUGCACGGUGAAAUCGCUGAACUGAAGAACACUAUCAAUACUAUGGUUGAUCAAUUAAGCUCAUUUGCUGCUGAAGUUACGCGUGUUGCUAAAGAAGUUGGUACAGAGGGUAAAUUGGGCGUACAAGCUCAAGUUGAAGAUAUCCAAGGAUUGUGGCGUGAUAUUACUAGCAAUGUGAACACCAUGGCCUCUAACUUGACUACUCAAGUGCGUGCUUUUGCUCAAAUCUCAGCUGCUGCCACAGAAAAUGAUUUCUCUCGUUUGAUCACUGUAGAAGCAUCGGGUGAAAUGGACUCUUUGAAAACCAAGAUCAAUCAAAUGGUGAACUCUUUACGUGAUGCGAUCCAAAAGAACCGUCAAGCUAGAGAAGCAGCUGAAUUGGCCAAUCGGUCAAAGAGUGAAUUCCUUGCUAAUAUGAGUCAUGAAAUCAGGACGCCUAUGAACGGUAUCAUUGGUAUGACGUCGCUAACGCUAGAAACCGAAUUGACACGGCAACAGCGCGAAAAUUUGAUGAUAGUGUCCAGUUUGGCCAACAGUUUGCUGAGCAUCAUUGAUGAUAUACUGGAUAUUUCCAAGAUCGAAGCGGGACGCAUGACAAUUGAAUCUAUACCCUUCUCUCUUCGUUCGGCUAUUUUCAGUGUGCUCAAGACACUGGCGGUAAAGGCAAACCAAAAGAAACUUGAUUUGAUUUACAAUGUAGACAGUGCUAUUCCUGAUCAGCUGAUCGGUGAUCCACUUCGGUUGCGUCAAGUUAUUACAAACUUGAUAGGUAAUGCUGUGAAAUUUACUACACAAGGUGAAGUGUCGCUUGAAACUCGGAUCGUCAGUAUGCAAGGCGAUAAUGUUAUUGUAGAACUGUGUGUUCGUGAUACAGGUAUUGGUAUACAAGAAGAUAAGCUCAAUGUUAUUUUUGAUACUUUCUGUCAAGCCGAUGGCUCUACUACACGUGAGUAUGGUGGUACUGGUCUAGGUUUAUCCAUUUCGAAACAAUUAGUACAAUUGAUGGGCGGCGAUUUAUGGGUCACUUCUAUGUAUGGGCGAGGAUCGCAAUUCUUUUUCACACUUACUUUCAAACGGUAUCCUAGAGAAUUACACGAUGCUCUGGAAAAGAUGAAGCGAUUUAGAAGACGCAAUGUCCUCUUCUUGGACAGUUCCGAUGACCAAAUGGCUAUCGAAUCCAAACUGAAAGAACUCGGCUUAACUCCUUUCCGCGUCACUGAUAUGUCAGAGGCAGUGAAUAUCACUGAUAUACCAUCCUCGAAGUCUGGCAGUACUAGUAGCAGCCAACAAGCACCCAUAUUUGAUACCGUCAUCGUUGAUAACAUAGCUCAUGCAGAAAAGAUCCGUGAGGCUGUUCAUUUGCGUUAUACACCUAUUGUGCUUAUCGCGCCUGAAAUUCACCGUUUAAAUAUGAGAUUAUGUAUUGAUCUGGGUAUUACCGGAUAUAUCAAUUCGCCUGUCAACUUAUCCGAUCUCGCUUAUACACUCCUGCCUGCAUUGGAAAGUAAUUCAUCCUUACCAAACGAUUCGGCGAUACCUGUUCCUCUCGAAAUUUUACUAGCUGAAGACAACAUAGUGAACCAGAAAUUGGCUGUGCGAAUAUUAGAAAAGUUUGGACAUAAAGUGGAAAUUGUUUCCAAUGGAAAACUAGCAGUGGAUGCUUUCCGGGUGAACAAAUAUGAUUUGAUUCUGAUGGAUGUGCAGAUGCCAAUAAUGGGUGGAUUUGAAGCAACACAGAAGAUCCGCGAAAUAGAAAGCACAUCAGGUACUAGAUCUCAUGUUCCUAUUAUCGCUCUAACAGCACAUGCUAUGAUUGGUGAUCGAGAAAAAUGUCUUCAGUCAGGCAUGGAUGAAUAUGUGACAAAACCUUUAAGGUUCCCUGAACUUAUAGCCGCUAUAAAAAAGUUUGCGCCUCACUCUGCCCAUCCGAUCAUGACUCAACUGACCAAAAAACGCUAA
Molecule: messenger RNA, 7350 nt
Organism: Mycotypha africana
Lineage: Eukaryota; Fungi; Mucoromycota; Mucoromycetes; Mucorales; Mycotyphaceae
Exons: 6
Coding region: 1-7350 (2449 amino acids)
Biological process (GO): phosphorylation; phosphorelay signal transduction system; cellular hyperosmotic response
Cellular component (GO): membrane
Molecular function (GO): phosphorelay sensor kinase activity
Source: RefSeq, a predicted model, not a curated record